GUGUUGUGUCACAAUUUCUCGGGCUCACUCGAACACUCCAGCGAAAAUCCAGAGCGAGAAAAAAAAAAGAUCGCUAUGCUUUUUCACUAUCUGGGUUAGCACCUGGUACUCUCAAGAAGCCUAAACUCAGUUGCUAUAGAGCUGGAGCUUUUGGAGAUAAAGGUAGUUCCAGACCAGGUUUUGGCACGAUGAAUAAUGUUGCAUAUUUGUGGUCUUCUGCAUGCCAUGCCACUUCUAGCUCCUUACACUAACUUACAGCGGGGCCUUAUAUUUUCCUAAGCUAUAUGUUAACUGAAGUCCAUUCAAAAGUAUUUUAUCUGAAGUAGAAGUGUGUACUUUGUAACUUUACUUGGAUUCCAGUGUCUUUCUUUUGUUUUACAGAAGUGUGCAAUGGGGAGCUUGAUAUUGCAGACUGGAGUUAAAUUAUAAACUAACGUGGAUUUAUAUAAUGAUCCCAGAACCAAGGAACAUAUUUUGAAUACACUACGUCAACUUUUGUGAUGAGUAGGGAAACAGACACUGCUGGAAUUAGUAAGAAUGGUUGCUCGCCCGUUGAUGGCGACACAGGCAAUCAAGCACGUUACAGUCUUGACAAAGAGGCAGGUUUAGCAACUUGUCGUGUGUGCCAAUGUGCUGAAUCUGACAAAAUAGGAGAUGCUGCAUUAGGAUUUUUGGGCAUCAUUCCCCCAAUACAAGAAGGAAGUAAAAGUGAUGGAGAAGUGAAGUCUGAAAACAAUGAAGUUCUAAAAGAUGCUGAAUGUGCUGACUCCAUGAUGAAAAACAUUGGAAGAGAUUCUGGAUUUAUGGAAUUCAUAAGUCCAGAAGGGGAGGUUUUUGUAUGUCGUACUGAUUUAGAAAUGGGUCCAUGUCACCAGCAAGACAUAUUAGUUGAACUCGGUUGUGCUUGCAAAAAUGAUCUUGGUUUGGUACACUAUGCUUGUGCACUGAAAUGGUUUGUUAAUCAUGGAUCCACUGUUUGCGAAAUUUGUGGGCGUGUUACUAAAAAUAUCAGGACUGCUGACUUCAAAAAGGUCGUGGUUUCUCUGAAGGAUUAUGAAACACUAAGGGAAAGGACUGCCAGUGGGCAUCCAAAUCCCGUGCAGGUGAAUACAAGCUCAGAUGUAGACCCUGAUGCUAUUGCUGCUAUUCGGAGGCAACGACUUAGUGAGAUUGCAUUGUGGUUUAAUCCACACACUAAUAAUAUUCAUCACAAUAGUACCCCAUCUGCAGUUUCAGAGGUUGUUUCGGAACAGCCUAUGAAUCAGCCUGUCACUGAAAAUGCUGUUCAUAGUGAAAACCCUGCUACUAAAUGGGUCGUGGAAAGCACGGGGAUCUUGCUUGCUACAGGACUGCUCACCGUUACGCUUGCAUGGCUCAUAGCUCCUCAUGUUGAAAACUGCAAAAAAUGGUCUUCAUAUUCUCCUCGGAGGUGUUUGUGCUUUAACAGUUGUGAUCUUCUUUCGCUUUAUUGUGCUUACCAGAAUUAAGUACGGGCCUGCACGCUACUGGGCAAUAUUGUUCGUCUUCUGGUUUCUUGUGUUUGGAAUAUGGGCUUCGCGCACACAUGGUGCUCAUACAACAUGAUUUCUGAAUAUAUUGUUGUUGCAGAUUGAUUCAAUAUAUCUUCUUUUUGGUUCUGCCAAAUAGUUGGAACUUAAAAGGUAAGGCAUUUGUAAAGUUUGGUUAUGAUGCCUUUCAGGAAGUAUGUUUAUCAUGUCUUCUGUAACUUGCUUCUUUACUGGCCUAGCAUGUUAUUAAGGAUGAAAAAAAAGUGUCGUUUGUUGAGAUGAUGACCUUGACUGCAAUAACUUUUAGUGCAAGCAAGAUGUUGUGAGUUCAAGUUUUGUGGGUGUCUCAAUUAUCAUAAUUUACAAGAUAGGCCCCUGCUCAACCCAGCGUGGGUAAAUGUCAUCUUGUAUUAUCUUUUCGCAUUGGGUCUCGACCCAUGUCGCAAUUGGUCUAUGGGAUUGCGGGGUCGUUCACAUUACCAAAAAAAAAUGUUAGAUUGAUCUGAUGACGAGUUCUAGAAUAGGUAGUGUCUCGAGCAUAUGGUCUACCUUUGGCAUAUGCUCUACUUUGGAACACUUUUAACAGAUACCGAUAUAUAGAGGGUAUUUUGUCAAAAUUUGUAUUUCCAUACUCUAUUUUACCUACUCAACCCAGAUACUGCUGUGAAUGUUUCUCAUCCCUGUGAAUCCACAUUUUCAAGUGCAAACAAUGCUAUUACAGUGGAAUUUUCAAUUUUUCAUAAAUGGAAAUUACAACUAUAAGAAUUUCCAACAAUAAUCAUCGACAUAUUAACACAUCAAAGAAAAAAGUCCCAAAAGUUUAUAGCCUUAUACCAAUAAGAGGUGACUCGAUUGAUAAUUGAUUGAAUUAGAUAUAUGUGUGUCAAUGUUCAAUUCUAAUGAGAAACAAAUUUUUCAA
This is a messenger RNA of Tripterygium wilfordii, 2427 nucleotides long. RefSeq lists its product as uncharacterized. The transcript is spliced from 4 exons. Bases 501 to 1487 code for a protein of 328 amino acids. The record is from RefSeq and is a predicted model, not a curated record. Gene Ontology annotation, molecular function: zinc ion binding. Lineage: Eukaryota; Viridiplantae; Streptophyta; Magnoliopsida; Celastrales; Celastraceae.